CUUUCGCGCAGAGGAUGCAAUGAGCACGUACGCCAGAGCGAGGAGGCUACGUUCUCCUCGUAGAUCUCCGACAUGGGCUGCGUGAGGACGCCACCUCGACGAAGCCUGUAAGUACGGCAGCUGAAGACGGGCACCUGUCAGACGCACGGGCCCUGCCUGCAUUCGCGUAGACUGCAUACAGCCAUGCAGGUGAAGCCAGCGGUGUUGCUGCUGGGUCUGACGGCAGCAUGCCGGUCAUCAGCGGCUGGUCAAGAUAACGGCGCCUCGCCGUCUGAUGGAUCCCCAGUGCCGAUAUCUGUCCCGCUGCACCAUUACAAGAAGCCCCGUGUGCCGUCUGGUCGGCGUGUCAACGUGACGAGCCUGCUGUGUGGCCUGAUAGAGCUGGUGGAUAUUGACAAUGUGCAAUACGUACGUGACGUGUGUAUGCGGGAGGGGGAGGGAGGAGGGGAACCGAACCAGUCAGUGCACUCAGUGCACUAACUUGCCUUCUUUUGCUUGCGUGUGUGUGUGUGUGUUGGCUGCAGUACGGCAAUGUGGGUAUCGGCACACCGCCCCAGGUCAUGCGGCUGACAUUCGACACAGGUGAGGGAGUGGGAAAAGAAAGGACGGCACGCUGGCUGGCGUGUGUAUUGAUGGUAUGUCCAUGAUCAGGUUCGGCUGACGUCUGGGUGCCCUCCCCCGCUUGCCGGCCCUGCCAGACACCCAGAGUCUUCGACCCUAGGUCCACACACAUACACGAAAGAAAGGCGCACCCACACGUUCCCUGUGUUAACAUGUGUUGUGCAGCAAGUCGAGGACGUUUGUGAGCAGCAGCGUGUAUGAGGUUUUGCACUACGGCAAGGGCAUCGUCAUGGGCUCCGUCGCAUACGACACCAUCAGCCUCGGCGGCUACUACCUGCACGCACAGAACAUGCUACUCGUUGAAGAGGAAGACCAAUUCGAAGGUAGGGCCGUCCGUCAUCACAUGCACUGCACCGGUCUGCACAACACACACACACGCGGUCAGUCUGCUCACUGUAAAUACUGUGAGCGCGUUGUUGUGUCAGGGGCGACCUUUGACGGCGUGCUGGGUCUGGCGUGGGACGCUAUCGCCCACACAGGAGCUACCGUGUUCAGCAGGUCAGAGAGAGCAACCGCCCCAAACGCAGGCACCUUACCUUUCCGACAUACAUCCGUCUUGCGUACCUGCCGUGCCGUCUGUCAGGAUGGUUGCCAAGAGGCUGAUCCCCUCGCCGGUGUUUUCGGUGGCCCUCACCGCCGGCGCGGGCUCAGAGCUCAUUGUGGGCGGCGUCGACGCCAACAGAUUCGAUAAAGCCACUCUCGCGUAAGACCUCCACCACCAUCACAGCACCCUCCACACACACACACACACACACGAAGACCAUGUCAUUCGGUGUGUCAUUGGUCAGUUGGGCGCCUGUGAUAGAGUUCAAGUGGUGGGCGAUUGAGGGGUCCUUCGGCGUGGGCAGCAAGGUGCUCUUCAAGGACAUCAAGCUGGUGGUCGACACGGGCACAUCCUACUUCAACAUUCCAGCACCAUACUUCAGAGUCAGCCAGCCUGCCAACCCAACCGCACAUCUGAAACACUACGACACGACCGACACCCAUGACAUGUCUAUCUCUGUGUCUGUCGUGCUGCAGACGUUUGCUCUCGCCCUUCUGACGCACGACAAUAUGGAGAGAUGCUUCGUACGCAACACACACCCACACACCACACGCCUGAUCGAACACACAUGGCCGGUCGGCAUGUCUGUCUGUCUGCAUCUUCCUGCCCGAUGUCAUCCAUUGAUCGAUCCAUCAGGUUGAUGCUCAGUUGAGUGUGCUGGUGUGUGAGUGCGGACUCGCACACAAAGCGCCACCACUCACAUUCAACGUCGGCGGGCGCGUCUUCUCCAUCCCGGCCCUCUACUUCUUCUCUGAGCCACUGCCUGACGGCCUCUGCAUCCUUGAGGUAGGUAACUUAGCAGGGACACAUAUAUGUGGUCAGCACAUGACUUGAUGGCAUUCCUGUGUGCAUCUGUGACGGUGCAGGUAUCAGCCGGCCCCGAGACGCUGCCAUGGAUAUUGGGUGACGUGUUUCUGCGGCGCGUGUACGCCAUAUUCGACGUCGAGAAGGGCCGAGUCGGCCUGGCGGAAAGGUUCGCCGCGCCCCACACCGCCCAUCACACACGUCUGUGCAUGCAUCCUCCUUCCAUCAAUCAGGCUUGACGGCUGGCCUUCCAGCAGCAAAGCCAUCAACGUGGAGGCGAAUCUCGUGUCACUUGACGCCCUCUCCCCCUUCUCCCUCCCCAUCACGGCCAACGCAUCCUGGGCCACACCAUCGCUGGCCGGGGACGGCAGGGGCUGGCAGCGGCAGAAGCCGCAAACAGACCCGCCCUCCUAUGUGCCUUCGCCCCUGCAGUGGGUGGCGGGGGGGCUGCUGCUCGCUGUCUUCUUCACAUGCUUCUGGUGAGCUCGCUCACUCGCCCACACAAAUGAAGGACGGACAGAUGGGGUGCUCAUGCAUGGUGUUGUCGUUGUGUGUUUGCAGCCUCGGUUCGCUCCCCAUUUUGAAGCUGUUGUGGCAGCGCAUCCGGCAGAGUCUCUUCCUGCUCACCGGCGGCUCGCGGCUGACCAUCGACAUGCCACACAGAGGUCCCGCAGACGGCCAGCCCGACGACGACAUGAUGCUCGACGGCGGGUCCUACUGCAUGGCCCCCGGCAGCUCCCAACCGGCCGCCGGGUCCACCGACUCACCCAGAGGGCACGUGCGCAUGAACAUCCGCACAGCCCCGGUGGGAGCCGACCCAUCUACCGGCUUCCACACCAGUCUGGUGGCCAGUGACUCGAUGGUGUCCAUCCCGUCGCUGCCGAGUGUGUCGAAUGUGACCCCUCUCCACAAGACCAACCACUCGCAUGGUCCUGCGCAGAUAGUGGAUCUGACGACGGCCGAGGGGACACAGGAGGCACAGAGGGCCAAUGGUGGCCGUGCUGGGGCCGUUGCGAGCGGCGUGUCGCGGGCGCGCCAGUGGCUGUCGUUCUGGACGGGGACGGGGGCGCGGAGGGUUGUGGAUCCUCAGGCUCUGCUUCGCGACACUGCGGUGACCGAGGAAGGGCAGGAUAGUGCCCACCAGUCGACACAUGACGUCAACUAGGGAGGGGGAUGGUUGGGGGAGGUGGGAGGGCUUCUGUUUUGUAGGGAGGUUGGGUCUGCAGAGAUGUAUGGCAUCAUGUGUGGCGGCUAGGGGUCUGUCUCUCUGUCUGGAUGACCGUCUGUCUGCCUGUCUGUCUGUCUGGCUGGCUGGCUGGCUAUUGUGACAUGUGAGCUACAUGCAUGCAUACAUACCUUCGUACGUGUGUAGUGGAGGAGUGGCGGGGGUUGAGGGGCCCUUCACGCCGUUCCUUCUCUUUUUCUGGUCGGGCUAUCCGAUCGACGGCAAUUCCCUCACAGAUUUUCCGUAGGUGUCUCUCUGUCGUAUGUAUCUGCACGAGACCAUGGGAGAGAGAGGGUGAAUGGGUGAGGUGAGUUCCUAAGUCAUCUAUCUGCCUGCGACAUGACAUGCAUGUGUGUGCAUCCGUCCGUCUGUCUGUCUGUCUGCUGCAUGUACGUACGUGUGGUCUGUCUACACGACACGUGGUACAUGAGUGUGCGUGUCAAGAGUGGAGUGUGGACGAUGGCCGGCCUGUUUGUACACGUACGCGUCUGUCUCUGUUUGGGUGGGUGCUUAGUGUCCAUAUCCAGUACAUAUUUGUAACCCUGACUGACUCGACUCAUGUGUGUCGGUCGUGCCCCCUUCUUGCCAUCCACACCACACCACACCCAUACGGACUGACUAUAUGGAGGGACACCUCGCUCAUUGCGCUAUCUAUCUAUCUAUCUGCCGCAUACGCUGGCUGCAUACAGACACGUGUGUGAGAGUGCACAUGAUGGGAUGGAUGGCGGGUGCGUCGUGUCUGAGACAGACAGACCUGUGUGCGCUUUAUGUGUAGUGGAGGGCGUCUGCAAGCUUACACACACGCACAUGUGAGUGACCGUGCGUAUGUAUGGUGAGGGCUAUGUGUGCCUGAGUGCAGACUGACUCGAACGAACCGGAAUCAAGGUUCAUCCACCUGAGUGCACGUCCGAUAGCACACUCGACCCUCAUCACAUCCACGAUGGACAGUCAAAUAUCAUGCAUAAUAUCAAAUGCAGCCAGCGAUAGAUAGAUGCGGAAUGCUCGUUCUCAACGACAGACGAGGCCUGAACCCCUCGGCCCGGAAAUUGGUUGUUCGGUGUCUGCCUUUUCUCGACUGCCUGCCGUCCAUGACAGUGUCUGGUGAUGGGUGGCGUGACUCGUGUGUAUGUUGAUGGCUUGCAGCCUUUUAUUUGAC
Molecule: messenger RNA, 4350 nt
Organism: Vitrella brassicaformis
Lineage: Eukaryota; Vitrellaceae
Source: the annotation of a GenBank genome assembly